UUCUAAUUUAGUUUUCGCAGAAGCACAUUUCUUUAUUGCGAGGGAAAUACGUGCCUACAGUUCUAUAGCGAAAUGUCUCACAGUGUCUAGUGCAAAAAAUAAAAUUGAAAGAGAAUUGGUGCGACAUUUAACUCGAGAAUAAAAAAAAAAACGGCUUUGCUGUGACAGUAAGGUCAUUCAAUAUAAUUAAUGUUUGAAAUAUCCAAAUUACUCGUUGUUAACGCGGAUACAACAUUAACCUGAGGCAGUUCGUCUUCGUACAGUCUUAGUUCUGCACCAGGAAAUCAGACGUUGUAAAUAAUGCCGGGAAUGAAAAGGUCACAAGGCUCGUUGCGAUGCGCUGGAAUAUUUGCUCUGAUUGGUUGUGCUUUGAACGCUUACGCAGCACCCGUUGUAUUCGAAAAUGAAGCAGAACCGAACCACACGAUGCCAUUGAAGUCUUCUAUUUUUCCAAUCUUCAUCGACAAAGUUCGAACAUCCAUAGGGAGAUCGAAGAGAUAUACUCUUCAAGGGACCAAAUGGAUGCACAAAAAUUUAACAUACAGAAUAAACAAUUACCCCGAAAAUCUGAAUAAAACGGAUGUUGAUAAUGAAAUCGCCAGGGCAUUUGCUGUGUGGUCAAAUUAUACAGACCUGAAAUUCGCAAUAGGAAGUGGAAAGGUCGACAUCGACAUCAGCUUCCACCGCGGAGAUCACGGAUCCAACUGCAAACCGUUCAAAGGAACGUUGGAUAUGACGGCGCACGCUUUUUUCCCGGCGAGUGUACUCACUGGGGAUGCCCAUUUCGACCUGUCUCAAAAUUGGACUAUCAGAAACAACUCCGGUCUCGAUCUCUUUCAGACAGCAGUGCAUGAGUUCGGUCAUUCCCUCGGUCUUGAUCACAGCAACUUUCAGACCGCUGCCAUGUGGCCGGUCGUCAGGAGAUAUUCUCCUAAUUACCAGUUGGACAAUGAUGACAUUACUGGGAUACAAAAAAUCUACGGAACAAAAACUGAAGGUACAAAAAAUAGCACGAAGGAUCAGGACGCUUCACAUAGAGAAGGAAUCCUUUUUUCAGUUACUACAGAGUCUCCACCACCAGCAUCGAAUAAAACAAUGUCUGAAACCAAUAAAAUUCAUGUGAUAAACAAACAUUUGCUGUUAUUACGAUGACCAAUCGCAAGGCGGCAAUAACCUGUCGUGAAAAAAUCCCGUCGACCUUUUCUCCUUGAUCUGAUCCACAGGUGUGGCUGGAAGUAUCGUUGCGGUCUCGUUUUAUUCAU
This is a messenger RNA of Neodiprion virginianus, 1262 nucleotides long. RefSeq names its product matrix metalloproteinase-9-like. The transcript is spliced from 6 exons. The record is from RefSeq and is a predicted model, not a curated record. Lineage: Eukaryota; Metazoa; Arthropoda; Insecta; Hymenoptera; Diprionidae. Gene Ontology annotation, cellular component: extracellular matrix. Bases 301 to 1152 code for a protein of 283 amino acids. Gene Ontology annotation, molecular function: zinc ion binding; metalloendopeptidase activity. Gene Ontology annotation, biological process: extracellular matrix organization; proteolysis; collagen catabolic process.